Molecule: messenger RNA, 1795 nt
Organism: Nymphaea colorata (pocket water lily)
Lineage: Eukaryota; Viridiplantae; Streptophyta; Magnoliopsida; Nymphaeales; Nymphaeaceae
Product: probable ADP,ATP carrier protein At5g56450
Exons: 2
Coding region: 600-1547 (315 amino acids)
Biological process (GO): mitochondrial ATP transmembrane transport; mitochondrial ADP transmembrane transport
Cellular component (GO): mitochondrial inner membrane
Molecular function (GO): ATP:ADP antiporter activity
Source: RefSeq, a predicted model, not a curated record
GGAUACCGUCCCUUCGUAGACGUCCGCUAAGAUUGGAAGUUCUAAGAGACGCAUGGAAGGGCGGUUGCUGAACUUCAUCCGGAUCCAACCCGUUGCUAGUUGCCCUCGCUUUCACAGAGCGCGAGAGAUAGGGAGGGAGGGUCGCUGGAAGCUUGGAAGUGAAAGUGACCAAAUUCAGAAAAUGAUGGGGAUGAAGCAAAAUCCAUUGUUGUUGGGAUUACCAUAAAACGCCAGGAGGCUUUUAGAAGGAUCAAAACCUUCAUCUACCACCAAGACCGACAACAGCAGCAGCAACACUCAGGCGCUCUUCUCUUUGCAUUAAUGCCAUACCAUUCUCCUCUCCUCCCUGUUUCUUCAUUUUCCUUCCUAUCCUAUGGUCACCGUCAUCCCCAAUCUUAUCAAUUUUCACAGAUUCCUGUUUGCGUCCUCAUCGUCAAUCCAGCCCGAGCAUUGAAUUGUUACCACCACUACCAGUGCUAGCUGCCAACAACAGAGCACGUUGAGAGAGACAGAGAGAGAGAGAGAGAGAGAGAGAGAGAGAGAGAGAGAGAGAAUUGAGUAUUUCUUGAUUCGAGCUUUUGGAUUAGAAGACGAAGGGUAUGAGAGAGGAGGAACGAUGGUGGGGUAGCUUUUCGAGGGACUUGAUGGCUGGUGCCCUGAUGGGUGGCGUGGUUCACACAAUAGUAGCGCCCGUUGAGAGGACGAAGCUCUUGCUUCAGACCCAGGAGAGCAACAUCGCGAUUAUUGGUGGGAGGCACAGGAGAUUCAAGGGGAUGGUGGACUGCCUGGCACGGACGGUCAGAGAGGAGGGCUUCCUGUCUCUAUGGAGGGGUAAUGGGACCAGCGUUAUUAGGUAUUACCCCUCAGUGGCUCUUAAUUUCUCACUCAAGGAUCUUUACAAAAGCAUGUUGAAGAGUGACAAACUUCCGGAUGAUAGUCUCAUAUCUGGUGCUCCAUCAAAUUUCAUAGCUGGUGCUGCAGCAGGCUGUACGACACUCAUCAUCAUUUAUCCACUUGAUAUUGCUCACACGCGUCUGGCAGCAGAUAUUGGUAGAAGUGAAACCAGGCAAUUUAGGGGCAUAUGCCACUUCCUGAAGACUGUUCAUGAGAAAGAUGGCAUCAGGGGUAUCUACCGAGGCUUGCCUGCGUCUCUACAAGGAAUGGUGGUCCACAGGGGCCUUUACUUUGGUGGAUUUGAUACUGCAAAGGAGAUGCUGGCAGAGGGUUCAGCAUACUCAUCUACAUCGCAGUUGCCUUUAUGGAAGCGUUGGAUAGUUGCCCAAGCUGUCACUACAUCAGCUGGACUGCUCUCAUAUCCCCUGGAUACAGUGAGGAGAAGGAUGAUGAUGCAGUCAGGUUUGGAGAGAGAAGCAUAUAGCAGCACCCUUGAUUGCUGGAAGAAGAUUUACAAGAUGGAAGGUGUCGCUUCCUUCUACCGGGGUGCGUUGUCUAACAUGUUCAGGAGCACGGGUGCUGCUGCUGUUCUUGUGUUGUAUGAUGAGAUUAAGAAGUUCAUGUGCAGGGUGGGUGGAGGAGUUAAUGUGUGACCCCAUUGAACAAAUCAGGCCAAUAAAUUGAUAACCAUUGGUUUAGAGCUUGAAUACGGAUAUGCUCAACAACUGUAUGGCACUGAGGAAGCAGCCAAUUUUGCAUGAUAUACAUUUCGAUAGGAAUCCUUGGUUCCUUUCUUUUUCUUGCUUCCAAUUUUUCUAUCCUCUUCAUGAGAUGCUUUGUUAUUACAGGAAACUGUGAACAUUUUCAUUUCUUCACAGUAUAAAAGGCAUACUUAUUUGUU